AUGGGAGCGCCGGGAAUACCCGGACCUAUUGGUGUAAUUGGACCGACGGGUCCUCGUGGUGAAACCGGACCUCCGGGUAAUUUAGGUCCAAUGGGUUUACAAGGACCUAUUGGACUUGUAGGCUCUACGGGUGAAGCUGGAAAGCCAGGUGAAAGAGGAGACCCCGGACCACAAGGACCAAUUGGUCCACCGGGACCACCUGGGCCUCAAGGAUUCACGGGUGAAAGAGGAUUUACGGGCGAACGUGGCCUUGAAGGUGCAAAAGGCGAUACUGGUUUGCCUGGACCUCCGGGGACUAUCGGUGAAAAAGGUGACAGAGGGGAGGGCGGUCCUGAUGGUCCUCCAGGACCACAAGGAGCAAUUGGACCAGUUGGUCCAACAGGUCCGAUGGGACCAAAAGGAAAUCGAGGUGAAGAUGGUGCAACUGGACCUCAAGGGCCCGAAGGACCACAAGGUGUGCGGGGUCCACCAGGUGCCACCGGACCACCAGGGCAACAGGGGAUCCUAGGAGAAAAGGGGGAUAGAGGAGAAUCAGGUCUGAAAGGAAACCAAGGGGCAGCGGGUAAAGAACUACAAUUUCAUGAAUUAAAACCAAGAAUAAGAGGAUUACAGGGCCAAACCGGACCACCUGGACCUGAAGGGAAAAGAGGACCUGCCGGUUUGCCUGGUAGCAUCGGGAAACAAGGUUUGCCGGGUGUAGCGGGACCAAAAGGUGAGCGGGGAGAUGAAGGUCAACGUGGAGCUCAGGGUGCUCAAGGUGUCGACGGCCCUAUUGGCCCUCCUGGAAAACCGGGUGAUAUAGGCCUACCUGGACCAAUAGGCUCAGACGGGCCACAAGGAAUAAGAGGUACACAUAAACACGGAAUGUCUGACAAUUCUGCUAAUUUCUGUCGCAGAGAACCUGGACAAAUGGGCAGUCCAGGAGUCCAGGGACAACCCGGUCCACCGGGUCCAACUGGUUUGACUGGAGCAAAAGGAGAUAUGGGAUUAAUAGGCAUCCCAGGAGAUCCAGGCAAACCUGGUUUACCCGGUCAUCAAGGUCCAAAAGGCCAUGCAGGUCAAGUUGGUGCACCUGGACCUGUUGGACCCAUAGGACCACCAGGACCAAAAGGUGAACGUGGAAGUACAGGAGAUCCUGGACGUGACGGAAGUAAAGGACAACGUGGAAACCCAGGCGUAACAGGAAAGCAAGGCGCACGUGGUCCAACAGGACCAAAGGGUCUCGAUGGCGAAGCCGGUUUAGUCGGACCAUUAGGACCGCCUGGUGAAAAAGGUGAUCGAGGUCCAAUUGGACCAGCUGGACCACAAGGAGCUGCAGGAAAACCAGGAGUACAAGGCCCUCCAGGACCACAAGGCAAUAUUGGACCUCAAGGUGUUGCAGGGCCGCGGGGUGUUGCAGGUCCAACGGGUGACGUAGGACCAACUGUAAGUAUUAUCAAACAUUUCCAAAUUGUUAAAAUUAAAAAAAUUAUCAGAUAAUCUAUUGACUUGAUGAAGCUCCCUAGUCCAGUCAGUGUGAUCAAAAUUUGGUUUAAAAUUAAUAAAUUAUUUGAUAUAUGUGCAUAGGUUUUGUUAUCGUGUGUGUUACUUUUUGUCGUAAACUUUUGAUUAAUCAUCAUAAGAAAACUAAAAACUAUUUUGAUAUGUUCUAUGGAUUUUAUCAAAAGUACGUGGUAGUGAUGAGUAAUUGGAUCGUAGGUAUAAAAUGUAACGUUGAACAAUAAAUAUACUAUCAAUUUGACCCUGUGUCAAAUUCCAGUUUUGUUGGUGAUCCAAAUAUCGACGUCAUUAAAACUGAUAAUUAAAAUAAACAUUUGCAAUAGACUAAUAUUCCAUCGGUUAAAUCAAGUAAAAUAUUCCAAACAGACCAUUCCACAGUGGAUUGUCGACCAUAUUUGUAAAAUGAUUUAUCCAUAUUUGGCAUACGAAAAUAGAUACAGUAAUGUUAAUAUGAUUAAUUGAUGUAGAAUAGUGAGAAUUGAUAUAACAGAUAAAAAUAGAAUAGUUAUCGUAGCAAUUAUUAUGGUUAUAUAGGAUAUACGUUGUUUUGAUCAUUCAUAGAACAGACAUUGAACAGUUGUUAAUAGACAAGCGACGAAUGCAUAGAGACCUAACAGAAUGUCGCUGAAUAAUACGAGCUCAACACCAUGACGAUGAUGACAAUUAUUUCGUACAUUAUUGAAUAGUAAACUUUUUCACUACUAUAUUUGAAAACAAUAUGAACAUUUUGAUUAUGAUUGAUUGGUAUUGCAUUUGCUCCGUUAACUAAUUGUAUCGAUAUUAUUGAUUUUGUUUGAAUAACUACGACCGUUAAUGAACUUUGGUGCAAAGAGGAGUACAUGGUCAUGGAUUGUUGAUAUUUUUGACAAAUUUGAUAAUGUCACAAAUUCUAAAAUUAAACUCAUUCGAAUUGAAGAAUAAACAAAAACAUGGUUUAAGUUUUGAAAUGUCUGUACCUGUCUAUCGAAAGUCUAUGGGGUGUUCCAGUUAGCUGUGUGGAAGAAAGAAAAUUAAAAUAUUGUUUUAAUAAGAAAAAUAUAAGAAAGAAAAUUGCAGAUUUCUCAGUGCGUGAAGAAUUUGGAAGGGGGGCUGUAGUAGCACGUUAGCCCUCUAUAACUUGCUAUAACAAAAACAAUCUCCAGUUCGGUUUUACACACCAACAACGAAUUAUUAUUAUGAUAAAAUAUUUUACAUAAAAACUAAUGUACAAUGAUGAAAUAGUAACAGUUAAUAAUAAUAUCUAAUGGUUGUUGAUGAUAAUAAUUGAUAAUCGGCUUCUCUUC
Didymodactylos carnosus is the source of this 2783-nucleotide messenger RNA. The record is from the annotation of a GenBank genome assembly. NCBI's taxonomy places the organism in Eukaryota, Metazoa, Rotifera, Eurotatoria, Philodinida, Philodinidae.